Messenger RNA from Penicillium verhagenii, 600 nucleotides. RefSeq lists its product as uncharacterized. The transcript has 2 exons. The record is from RefSeq and is a predicted model, not a curated record. Bases 1 to 600 code for a protein of 199 amino acids. Lineage: Eukaryota; Fungi; Ascomycota; Eurotiomycetes; Eurotiales; Aspergillaceae.
AUGAAGUCCAUCGCCAUUCUCUCUUCCCUCCUCUUCCUCGGAACUGCCACCGCGCAAACCGUUCAGUCCAACCCUUUCCACCUGGUUAUCACCCAAGCAGCCAAGAAGUCUCUGAACGGCGAACAGCUUUCGGGAUGCCAUUCCGGAGCUGGUAUCGAGUCACUCUGCUUGGCCGGCCAGCCCAGCGGCCACUUCUACUUCAACACCACCAAGGGAGAAGAAGCUCCUAUCAAGGGUGACGGCCUUCCCGGUGUUCUCAUCUUCAACUUGCCCUACAACGGUGACCUCAUCGAGUCAGAGCCCAUGAGCUUCUACAGCGAUCCCUCCACAAAUGUCGCCAUGCCCAUGUUUGAGCCCGGCUACAACGAGCAGGAGGUCUCCUUCAACGGAGACCAACUUAUGGGAAUCUACAGCUACCUUAACGAUGCUGUCACCCCACCUACUGGUGAGACAGUCAGGUCGCUGAAGAACUGGUAUGUCUGUGAGACAUACUAUGAGGGAUACACCUACAUGACUUUGAACUGGGUUUUGGGCAAUGGCUCCCAGAAGCCUCAGAACCCCAGCUGUGUUAAGGUCGAGGUUCAGCGCAAGUUUUUGUAA